This is a messenger RNA of Impatiens glandulifera, 624 nucleotides long. RefSeq lists its product as uncharacterized. The transcript has a single exon. Lineage: Eukaryota; Viridiplantae; Streptophyta; Magnoliopsida; Ericales; Balsaminaceae. The record is from RefSeq and is a predicted model, not a curated record. The coding region runs from base 1 to 624 and encodes 207 amino acids. Gene Ontology annotation, molecular function: nucleic acid binding; zinc ion binding.
AUGGCCGAAUAUUUGCCGAAAAUAAAAUCAAUCAUUGAUAGUCUCGUUGGUGCUGGGAAAAACAUAUCUCAACAAGAUUUCAUCCUUUAUGCUUUGGGAGGACUCGGUCCUGAAUACGAAUCUCUCACUGUAGCGGUAACCACUCACACUGACCCCAUCACUAUCGAAGACCUCCAAAGAAUGCUUCUUACACAUGAGAUUCGUCUUGAAUCACUCCACUCUAACUCUCCAACUGCUAAUCUUGCAUUUGGAUCGAGAGGGAUUUCAAAACCAUCCCACUUCCAACGAUCGCGACGUUUAGUCUCCUCUCCGAGUGAUUAUAGUGCAGAAAAUGAAACUGUCAAUAGAUUGAGCUCCCAGAAUUCUAAUGGAUAUCAAAUAAAUGGGCCUUCAAGUUCAUCUAAAUUUUCACACUCCGACCGGGCUUCUACUAUCGGGUUAGGGGGUCCUUCUACUAAUGGGCCUUCUAUUUUGGGUCAUGGGCCUCGUGGGCCCAAUAGAAAUAAAAUACAAUGUCAAUUGUGUGGUCGUUUUGGUCAUGCGGCUAAUGUUUGUCGAUCGGGUUUGUUUUGUAAUAUUUGCAACUUUACAGGUCAUUCGAUUGAAACUUGUCGACGUCGUUAG